AUGCAAACCAGCUGUUCGAGUUCGCUGCGUGCGUUAAGAUGCCCAAUAACGGCGCAAAUUGAUUUGUGCCCGCGCUUCUGCGAGGUUAUAAUUUUCGCGCCAUGCCGCGAUCCCACGCUGCGUGGCAAGAAUACGGAUAGCUUGGAACUACGAAGUGUUACGAACGAAGUGAAAAACUAUUGUAGCAAAUCACAGUUGCCGCCUUCUGCGGUAGCGCCGCCGCCGGUGACACCAGGGGCGAAGUCCUACAGCGCUCGGGGCGUGGCGCUUACGCACACAGACGCGGGACACCCCAUCGUGGACUUC
Molecule: messenger RNA, 306 nt
Organism: Iphiclides podalirius (scarce swallowtail)
Lineage: Eukaryota; Metazoa; Arthropoda; Insecta; Lepidoptera; Papilionidae
Source: the annotation of a GenBank genome assembly